GAUUUUUUCUUGGACCCGCCGCCCCUCCCCAUACCCUGCCCCGCUCCCCGGCCCCCAGCGGCGGCGAUGGCGGCGCCGCGGCGCUGGGGGGCCCACGGGCGGCGCGGGGCGCGCUGGGGGGCGGCCGCGGCGGUCCUCGCCGCUGCGGGCAUCCUGGCGGCACCUGCCUUUGUCUGGCCCGCGGGCGAGCGCGCCGGCGCCCGGUCGGCCGCCGCGGCGCGAGGGAGCGCAGGCCGCGAGGCCGGCGCCCCCGCGCCCGGGCCCUGGGCGCCCGCGGCGGCGGCCGAGGAGGCCGGCGCAGGCGGGCCCCUGCAGUGGUGGACGGCGGCGGCUCUCGCCCUGGGGCUCGUGCUGGCCGCCGCGGCGCCCCAGCCUGCCCACGGACAGGUGUGGAAGCGGAUGAUGGAGGAGCAGAAGGCAAAGAGAGAAGCGAAACUAGCUGAAGCGCCUUCGGCCUCGACACCUUCGGGGACUCCCGCACCGGCGUCCGCGUCCUCGAGCAGCUCCAGUUUCUUCAAGGAGCAGAUCUACGCCGAAUCGCGCGCGAAGGUGCUGGAGGACGCCGCGGCGCUGAAGCGCAAGGAGGCCUUCGCGAAGAGCGAGGAGGCGCAGCAGAAGGGCAAGGCCGAGCGCCUGAUGCGCCAGCUCGACAUGCAGCGCAAGGAGCAGGAGCGCCUGCGGAACUUGGAGCUCGACUCGCAGAGCAAGAAGGGCCAGGCGGUCCUCAAGAAGCUCGAGAGCAGCGCGAAGCGGUCCCAGGACGAGGCGGCAUCGCCGGACGCGGAGAGCAAGCCGAAAGCCUGGGCCGUGUUCUCAAACUUCUUCACGAAGCAGGAGGAGAAGAAGAAGGCCGAGGAGGCCGCCACGGUCGCGAAGGAGGCGAAACGGCAGAAGGUGCUGCAGGAGCUGGAGGAGAGAAAGGCGCAGGCCGAGAAGUCGGCGGCCCAGGCCGAGGAGGCGGCGGCCAAGCUCGAGGCUCUCGCCGCGGCCGCCCGGGAGGAGGCGGCCAAGGCCGAGGAGGCUGCGAAGAGGGCGGUCUCCGCCACCCAGACGCAGGAGGCCGCCGCGAAGCUCGCCCGGGAGGAGGCGCUGAAGGCCCGCGAGGCGGCGCAGCGUGCGCUGGCCCUGCAGGCGCCGUAGAGCUGGUGGGGCGGCGCGCCCAGCGAUCGCGGCGCCCCGCGCACGUCGGGCCGGUGGGAGGAGGAAUCGGCGCCGAGGAGGGGUCGGCGGAUUCGAUCCUGGGCUCUCCUGAGUUGCUGUCCGUGCCCGCUUCGGGCGCGGCCCCUCGGCGCCGCGCGGCGUCUCUCCGGCCUGGACGCGCCGCGGGCGCCCCCGACCGCUGGGUCGGCAUCUCCCUGCAACAAGCAUGGCGCACGGUGCUUUUUGUUCCAUCGCGUGUUUUUUGAACCGCGCCCCGCGCCCCUGCUGGGUGCUAGGUUGGUUUUAUCGGGUAAAGAGUGCACCCAGGCGCCUGCGAUAUGUAUAGGCGGCGCAGAUCGAUGGAGCCCGCCGCGGCGAGCGCUGGGGUGCUGAAAGGCCGUGGGUGACGCCCUCGGUGAUCAGAAAUGUCGGGCGCUCGCUUUCUUCCUCCUUCCGUUCCUCC
Molecule: messenger RNA, 1603 nt
Organism: Prorocentrum cordatum
Lineage: Eukaryota; Dinophyceae; Prorocentrales; Prorocentraceae
Source: the annotation of a GenBank genome assembly